AUGCCCAGCUACUUCGAAGGGUUUUCGGAUUUCGUACCAGAUGCGACGCAGGGGUUCAACGACGAAUUCGUCCGCUUAGCGGCGUCUCAAAAUCUAGUGAAGGGGACGCCGCAGUUCAACAAAGCGCGCACUGCUGCGGCCAGUCAGUGUAUACGUGACGAGUACUUCACGCCUCAAGGACGCGCCAGAAGAGAGCGGAUACGUAGGCAGCAUGAGUACGAGCGUUUGGAACAAGAGGAGAGAGACAAGGACGCAGUGGAGGAAGAAGAAGUCCAUCGCGACUCCGAGGAUGAUUUGCCUGAGCUGAAUGAAGACGACAACGAGAGUGUGGUGUCACUCGAUGUGGGAUUCUCACAAGUCUUCACCUCCGAUAUACAUGUCAACGACGAGAACAGUGACCAUGACGAGGAUCUGGAGGACGUUGCCGAAUCCGUCAAGGAAGAGGUUGCUCCGGGAAAAGGCAUCAAAGAAGAACCAAUCAUUGAUGAUGUCGCCAUCGAUCUCCUACCUGUGGACGAGAGCGACAAUGAGAGCGUUGUUUCCAUGGACCAAGGGUUGACACAGGUGUUUACAUCCUCCAGUACCACAUGCGCCCAUGAAGAAUGCCCGAAUGACAGCGAGGACGAUCGAGACAAGCAGCGCGGAGUCACAUCUUUGCGCGAGCUGACUAAGGAAGAGCAACUUCUCGGUUGGCAGGCUUUGUGCCGGGAGACAGGAAGGACGAUCGGCAAGACUAUAUGGGAGUGUCGCACUGUCCUUAAGAAGAAACCCUAUGUCAACAUCAUCGACUACAUCGACGCAGCCCGCGUCGGUGCAAAGAUCGAGUUGUUCCAUGACUUUGCUGAGUUCAGUCACUAUACAAUGACAACCCCAGGGAAAUGUAUCCCCCUGAAGGACGCCAAGGAAGAUGAACUGUUAUCAGCCUUGUUACAGAAAGUGAACAGAAGUGUGGAGGGUCCCAAGGACUAUAAGCAUGGAAAGAGCUUUAGGCAACACCAUCCGAGCAUACGGAAGGAAUGGAGACGAACUGAAACAUAUGGAGCGAAUGGGAGAGGAUCUGAGCAUUCGCGGACGCAUGAAAGAUCACGGAACGCGAGAGUGAGGCCGUACUGA
Molecule: messenger RNA, 1113 nt
Organism: Didymosphaeria variabile
Lineage: Eukaryota; Fungi; Ascomycota; Dothideomycetes; Pleosporales; Didymosphaeriaceae
Exons: 1
Coding region: 1-1113 (370 amino acids)
Source: RefSeq, a predicted model, not a curated record